GCGGGGCCGAGCGCGGGCUCCACCCCCAGCCCGAGGCCGCUGCGGCCCGGAGCUGAGUGCGGGGCCUCGCGGCUGUGGGCGGGCUCCAAGGCGGCCUGUCGCGGCCUCGCUCGCUCCCUCCCGACACAGGCAAACGCUUUCCCGGUUGGGUUCCGCAGAUCGCUGCAUGCUGCUGCCUGCCACUCGGCUGCUUUGCCGGCCUCUCCGCUGCAUCCGUGCAUUAGGCCACCCGCCCUCGCGCUCCCUCAUGGACCUCAAGGAGCUCGUUUCUGCCCUGAAUGACUUUGCGUCCCUGUCUCUAGCUGAAAGCUGGGACAAUGUGGGGUUGCUGGUGGAACCGAGUCCUCCCCAUACCGUGAACACUCUUUUCCUCACUAACGAUCUCACUGAGGAGGUGAUGGAAGAGGCGGUGCAGAAGAAAGCAGACCUUGUUCUUUCUUACCACCCUCCGAUAUUCACACCACUCAAGCGGGUAACGUGGAAGACCUGGAAGGAACGGCUGGUGGUGCGAGCCUUGGAGCACAGAGUUGGGAUUUACUCUCCACAUACAGCGUACGAUGCCUUACCUCAUGGAGUCAAUAACUGGCUAGCAAAGGGACUCGGCGCCUGUACUUCUAUCCCACUGCAUCCAUCAAAUGCACCAAGCUAUCCAUCUGAGGGCACGCACCGGGUAGAAUUCUGUGCAGACAAUACUGAGCAUCUGGACACGGUGCUGUCCAAAAUCAAAGACAUCCAAGAGAUCUCCUGUCUUGCUACUCUCCCUGCCAGGGUUGAAGGUGAGGAGCAAACACGAGUCAGUUUGAACUGCUCUCAGAAGGCACUGUUGGAGGUGGUGGCAUUGUUGUCCCAGAACAGCCUUCUUUAUCACAAGACCGAGAUUCUCUUAUUACAAAAGCCCCCUCUUCCCCAUGCUGGGAUGGGACGCCUGUGCACACUGAGUGAGCCAGUCUCCUUGUCAGGUGUAAUCAAGCGUAUCAAAAGCCACCUGAAAUUGCCCCACAUCCGCUUAGCUGUGGGAACGGGAAAGACACUAGAAUCGCCAGUGAAGAAAGCUGCACUGUGUGCUGGUUCUGGGAGCAGUGUCCUGAAGGGAAUGGAAGCUGACCUCUAUCUCACAGGAGAGAUGUCCCACCACGACGUUCUGGACACCGUUGCUAAGGGGAUAAGUGUUAUUCUGUGUGAGCACAGUAACACUGAGCGAGGCUUCUUGUCAGAGCUGCGUGACAUGCUUGCUGUCCACCUACAGAACAAAAUCUAUAUAAUUGUGUCUGAGAAAGAUAGAGAUCCCCUCCAGGUAGCAUAGUGGGGGAAGGGGGGAAAGGAGGGAUGAGAGUACAGAGUUGAGUUUCAUGGCAUCUUGCACACACCUCUCCAACUGCAAGCAUAAUAAAGAUGCUCUGAAUAGGUUCAGUGCUGAACGA
Colius striatus (speckled mousebird) is the source of this 1421-nucleotide messenger RNA. It is a transcript of the gene NIF3L1, whose product is annotated as NGG1 interacting factor 3 like 1. Gene Ontology annotation, cellular component: cytoplasm; mitochondrion. The record is from RefSeq and is a predicted model, not a curated record. The coding region runs from base 167 to 1303 and encodes 378 amino acids. NCBI's taxonomy places the organism in Eukaryota, Metazoa, Chordata, Aves, Coliiformes, Coliidae. The transcript is spliced from 7 exons.